CAGAAAAGUAGUAUUUAUUUAUUGAUUUAUAUAUAUUGGGUUUCCAAGUUCCAUGCGUAUCACUGGAAUCUGGAUUUGUAUGAAACGUACCUACUCCACGUCCUCUCCUCCUCUCAUUGAAUUCAACGAAACAUGCCUUUCUGCGAAGUCAGUUCGUGUCAGAACGCUCCUGAGUCAGCUGCCGAUGACAAUGGAAUUCGGAUUUUCUACAGAACUUACGGUCGAGGACCAACGAAGAUCCUAUUAAUCAUAGGAUUGGCGGGGACGCACGAUUCAUGGGGGCCGCAGAUAAAGGCGCUGGCCGGAACAUUGUCACCGAAUGAUGACGAAUUCCCGGCCGGCGACGAUGGAACUGAAAGCACCGGCAUGGAGGUUUGUGCAUUUGACAAUCGGGGAAUGGGCCGGAGCUCUGUUCCCACCAAAAAGUCGGCUUACACAACAACACUUAUGGCAAAGGAUGCAAUAGCUGUAAUGGAUCAUCUGGGGUGGGAAAAGGCCCAUGUUUUUGGCCAUUCAAUGGGAGGUAUGAUAGCCUGCAAGAUGGCUGCCCUGGUACCCUGCAGAAUUUUGUCAUUGGGCCUAUUAAAUGUUACUGGUGGAGGCUAUGAAUGUGUUCCAAAGUUGGAUCGUCAAACAUUGUCGAUUGCAAUUCGUUUUAUGAGGGCAAAAACCCCUCAACAAAGAGCUGCUGUUGAUUUGGAUACUCAUUAUUCAAAGGAAUAUCUUGAAGAGUGCGUUGGAACAAAAACAAGAAGAGCAAUUCUAUAUCAAGAAUAUGUAAAAGGUAUAUCAUCUACCGGAAUGCAGUCAAAUCAUGGAUUUGACGGCCAGAUUAAUGCCUGCUGGACACAUAAGUUGUCGCUUGCGGAGUUGGAGGCAAUCCGAACAGCAGGAUUCCCCGUAUCAGUAAUCCACGGAAGGCAUGAUGUUAUUGCUCAGUUGUGCCAUGCGAAGAGGCUUGCACAAAAACUGUAUCCUUCUGCCAGAAUGGUGGAACUUCACGGUGGCCAUCUUGUCAGCCAUGAAAGGACAGAAGAGGUAUAGACUGUUAAAUGUUUUGAAAGAACUGGAAAAGCAAUAACAUCAAAUGCAAGGGUCUUUUCCAAACACAUAAGAGUACUAAAACUCAAUGAAUACCCGUUCAAAUUUGCACAAUGCUACUGCUGGCAGUCAUAGAGACCAUAUAUGCCUGUCGAGAUUCAUGAAAUUGAACUGCAAAAUAAUAAAGAGGGAAUGGUCUGGGAAUGAAAUAUGUUGACAGGCAACAUGGGAAAGGGGUCUAUCUAUCUGCCUAGCUUUGGCAUCAUCAUACAGGGGGUUGAGAUUUAUUACCCUAACUAACCCAUCAAUUGGUACAGGUCAAUAAAGCUCUAUUUGAUCUAAUCAAGGCAUCAGAGGAACAUUUAACCCCGGAUGAGUGGACAAACUUGUCUAUUAACACUUCUGGUAAGUACUCCAUAUUAGCUGCAAUUGUUAUCAUACCACUUAGUGACCUAAUCCUGAUGAAUUCUGUCAAAAAAUUGUAAUGAUGGCUCUUAAUUUCAUAGUUUGGCUCUCCAAUAUAUAGGCUUUUUUGUGAUAACCACAAUAUUACUUCUUCAAAGCUACAACUAACAUGUCCCUUAUGAUGAUCAACUGAUAUUUAAUGGUUAUGGGUGCCGAUGCUUUCUCAGGAUGGAGUAAAACUUGGAUAACAUACAGCAGAAUCAACUCUGAGGGGGGGCCCUGUUUGAGUUUCAUGGUUGACUAUGUAGGGAAGAUGCAUGCGUUCAUGUUGUAUCUUUUCGGUCUCAUUGUGUUAGCAUUUGGGUACAUUAGAAGAUCAAUCAGAAGUCUGCGACCUGUCAAAGUUGGAUCUGCCCUCCCAUAAUAUUUGAAAACAAGAGAAGCUCUUUUCUACUGGUAAAUACGACCUAUUACACCUUCUGAUUCCGUGAUUUUCAGUGGCGACAUGCAGUUGUUAGUUGUUACCACAGAAUACUGAUAUUAACAUAGGCCUAACCUAAGCAUGCAUCUUAUCUUGCAGGGGAUUUUGUUUAUUUAUGAAUUAUGAUCACCCAGUGACAUGGUGCUUAAACACAACUAACCUAUGCAAAUUAACAAUUACCGAUACAGAAAGCCAUGGGUGCCAAAAGGGUCCCUAACUGCAGUUUCUAUUGUUACUUUGGGGAGCAACCGCACCAGAAAAUGAUGUGUACGGUGAAGAAGAUAAGUAAAAAGGGGGAGAAAUGCCAGUUUUUGGGCUAAUGAUUUUUAUGGAGAUGGAAAGGCAAGCAUUAAGUGGGGGGGUUUUACAUUCUUUUGCCUGAAUGUUUCUUUCGCGUUUGAAUGAGCAGAAAACAAUGUGAAGGGAAGUCCCAUGUUUCUGCAUUUGCCAUGGAGAUCCCAUUUCCUUGUGUAAUCAACUCCCUACUGGUUGUAUGAAGAACGUGGAAUACUGUAAUUUUUAACCAUGAAAAGAUUUCGUUCUUGUCCUCAAACGUGUUUGUAAAAAAUGUAAUUCUAGGGACUCGUCCUCCUACAUGGUCAAGAAAGUUGUACUCCAACUAAUUAAGGUAUUGAACUACAACAAAUAGGAGUACAACAACAAAGAAUGACUCAUUGAAAGUUGCGAGAUCCCAGGUUCAUGACCCUAUAGCCAUAAACGUUCCUAAUAAAAAUUGCACCACUUCUUAAUACUGCUUCCGUUCCAUAAAAAAUAGUCCAUAUUAAGUUUUUAAACUUAAAACUCAACAUGUACUAUUUGAAAACUCAAUAUGGACUAUAUCUGUGGGAGGGAGGGAGUAACAUAUAUGAAAAGCGGAAGCAUCAAUCAAACAAAGGAACCAAAUUCAGUAGGCAUGAAAUUCUUAAACAAAAGUACUUGCCAAGUUACCAGAAAGAAAUCUGGGACCCUUGAGUAAAAGAAUGGUCACGUACUACAUGCAACUAAUUACGCAUAUAAAUUUGCAAAGAGGGAGAGAGAGACUGAAAAAAUAAACCGUAAAGCAAUAAUACCUGGUAGGAGGACUUCGGAUGAUCAGCAUCUUCGAUUCAAUGAAACUAAGCAAAAGACCGCAUCAUCUUUUCAGCAAUAACCUCGUGAAGCUGGGAAAUUUGUUCUGUAAACCAUCGAGUUUCACCUUGAUCUGUUUCAUUGUUUUGUGAAGAAGGUAGUCCAGUAUGCACCAAUGGAAUCAAAUAACAUAAAAAGAAUAGCUAGGAAUCUGAAAACAGAGAGUAAAAAGAAACAAGGGCCUUCAUUGUUCGGUUGGAAAGAAGAGCAAGGAUAAAUCGACGUCUAGGAAAUCAGCUAAUUAAAAUGGAGCCUAA
Molecule: messenger RNA, 3312 nt
Organism: Oldenlandia corymbosa var. corymbosa
Lineage: Eukaryota; Viridiplantae; Streptophyta; Magnoliopsida; Gentianales; Rubiaceae
Source: the annotation of a GenBank genome assembly